AUGUUAUCCAAUCGGCAGAUAAAACGAGCCUGCGACCACUGCCACGCUGUCAAAGAGAAAUGCCGCAGACUGGACCCCAAGCGACCCUGUGAGAGAUGCGCCCGGCUCAGCCAGAAAUGCGAGACGAGGCGAGAUAUCACCAAGACAGGUCGGAAAUCGCGUUUCGCCCGGCGAUUAGCGUAUACCCUGCCCAAUGCCACCGAAGCCGCCUGCAUCAGCGGCUAUGUAGAUGAUCUGCCGUUAUACAAUGCAGGACUUGGCAGCAAUACGGCCAUGCUGCCGGGGCUUGACGCCUGGGAGAUGCACUUUGUGAACUUGAUGAAAGACGGCGAAGGAUCAUCGCCCCUGGACAAAUUCCUGGUAGGGCCGAGCUUCUACCAGUCGCAUCAUGUGGCCUUCAUGCAGAGCAUCAUGAAGCCGACGUCGCCUCUCAAGGAUGCAGCCGUCGCGUGUGCGGCAGUUCUCUUUGGUGACCAUGAGGCCGAGUACGCCGGCACGAGCAUGGAGAUCGCCUACGAGCGAGCUGCCCGGGCAGUCUCUCUUCGCUCGUGCCGGAUCUCGAAUGCGACCGAUCUGGGUACCGUGCUCGUCCUUGGGAUGUCCUUGACGACGUUUGCCAUGCACGUCGCCGAGGGCCAUCCAUCUCUUAUCUCGCACUACAUACUAAGCCUGGUGGAGCCACAAUAUGAGCGCUUCUUGCCACCUCGAUCGGUGUUGACAGACUUCCUGAUGUGCCUGAUUUGCACCGAAACCUUCGAGUGUCUCUUGAGAUCCGAAACGCCCGCGAUGAGGGUAAAUACCGACGGUCGCAGUGAAGUCGUGGACCGCUAUGUCGGGAUUAGCUAUCCCAUCUUUCCUCUCCUUUACGAUAUCUGCCAAAUCAGCAGCUGCAUGAGAACAAGUCCGGGUGUAGAGAGCCAUGAACGAGCUGAUCGGUUGACAGAAUUAAGCAGUGCCCUCGAAAAAUGGCAGCCCUCACCUCCACCGGACCUUCUCCGCCGGUUCUCUCAAUCCGAGGCCGUUGGCAUCCUCGCCCAAGCCAGGAUCCUCCGGCUACUGGGGCUCCUCAUUAUUCACCGACUCCAACAUCCCUACGGCAGAAAAGAUCAUGCCGCGAGCAGAGUAUCGCAGGCUAUCAUUGCCGAAUUCGAAAUGCUCCUUGAGCGCACCGGGCGGUCCGUUCCAUGUACCGCGCUUGCAUACUUGGCUGCAUGUUUCGAAAUUGUGGACGCGGAGUCAAGGGGGCACGCAAUAUCCAGAAUGCCGGAGAUCAUUACAUUUUCACGCCAGUCGCAGAUCAAAUUUCACGCUCGCUUGAUCGCGGUUUGGAACGCCAGGGAUCUCGACCACUCGUUUUGUUGGUUCGAGCUCGGCAGGUACUUGUGUGAGUCUAAAUGA
Penicillium chermesinum is the source of this 1398-nucleotide messenger RNA. Its product is annotated as Zn(II)2Cys6 transcription factor domain-containing protein. The coding region runs from base 1 to 1398 and encodes 465 amino acids. NCBI's taxonomy places the organism in Eukaryota, Fungi, Ascomycota, Eurotiomycetes, Eurotiales, Aspergillaceae. Gene Ontology annotation, molecular function: DNA-binding transcription factor activity, RNA polymerase II-specific; zinc ion binding. The transcript has a single exon. The record is from RefSeq and is a predicted model, not a curated record. Gene Ontology annotation, biological process: regulation of DNA-templated transcription.